UCAUUGGCCUGAGCGGAGAAGCCGGAAGAGGAGCUCGGCGGCCCACUAGUGUGACACCCAGCCCGCCUUGGAGGCCGCCAUGUGGGGGGCGGGCGGGCCUGGGGUUGCCGCCGCCACUGUCUCCUUGAGCGGCGCCCGGGACUGCUUCCUGCACCUGCCGCCUGGCGUGGCUUCCAGCCUCCGUCUGCAGCAGGAUCAAGCUGUGAAAACUUCCUGGGACAAUCAGACUGUGUUCCUGGGCUGGACAGAAAUCAGGCAUUGUCGUCAGUGUAGUGGCAACAUUGUUGAACUAAACAGACAGCUAGCAGAGAAACUUGGCAUCAAAGAUGGACAACAGGUAUUCCUCCAGCCUUGUUCCCAAGUUUUGUCCUGUCAGCAAGUAGAAGUGGAACCACUCUCUGCAGAUUAUUGGGAAAUAUUGGAGCUGUAUGCUUCCUCACUUGAAAGCCAUCUUCUUGACCAAAUUCGAAUAGUGUUUCCUAAGGCUAUCUUCCCAGUGUGGGUUGAACAGCACACUUGUAUAUAUAUCCAGAUUGUUGCACUAAAACCAGCUGCUCUUUAUGGGAGACUUGAACCUCGGACAGAGCUUUUUGUUCGGCCUAAACCGCGUGAGCAGGGAGAACGCUCCACCAUGGGUCCUUCUGACAAAAAUGACAUUUUACAGGACAGUGUUCCUAAAGCCACAUUAGAUCCAAGAGAAGCUACCAAAGAACUGGGUGCCAAAGAAACUAAUUUAGAUAUGGACGCUCAUGAGCAUAAGCCAGAGACAAAAGCAUCACUAGGGGCAAACGUCCUGCCAAAUAUAUGGAAUUUUAUUGGGAGUAUUUUCUCUUCUUCCUCAGACAAGAAACAGGACACUUCCUGUAGUACUGGUGAACUGAAUUCUGUCAAAGACAGCCUGUUGAACUUGAUUCAUAUGGAUUCUGUAUUCAGAGUAUGCCACGUUCAGCCCCCCAGUGUACAAAGUGCAUUGACAGCAUCUACAUUUCAGAAAUGUAACACGAUUCAUGUUUUUCCAUGGCACCUAGAAUUCCCCUCUUUAGAUAACAAUAUUAAAGUGUCUUAUGGGAAGAUGAGUAAAUUGCUUUCUCCAACACAACAGCAUCACGAAUCAAAGCAGAAUCUAAUGUCAAAGAAAGAAAAGCAGAUGAUCAAUGCAAAAGAUCAAAAGCAGCCCAGCAUCAGUAAAAGUGAAGAAUCCAAUGAAAUUGUUGUUGUACAAAUAAUAUGGAGUGGAUUUGAGGACCUAAAGAGUGCCAUAAUGUGCAAUAACAAUGUGGAGCAAUUGCAUAUUGGAAGAGUUUGGAUACCUGAACUGUUGAGAAACAAACUACAAAUAGAAAUACAUGCAGCUGUCAGAAUAUCCUCAGUGAAUUCAGAUCCUAAAACUCCAACAUAUCUUAGACUGCACCCCGAAAGAAGUUUAAAUGAAGACAUUGUUGAAGAUGAUAUUAAAAAGGCCUUUACUUUGUGGCUACAGGAUUACAUCAACAUUCCUUUGAUUAUAGGAAACACAAGCUAUAUACAGUUAGAUCUUAAAGAAGGUAAGGAAGAUUUCGUCCUCGGUGUAGUCACUUCCGAAGAGGAAAAGGCAAAGGACACUUUCAUCUUGAGUCCUAGUUUGCUGCAGAAGGCCAAUAUACAAGUUUUAGUAAAGCCAAUGACUACAGUAAGCAGUGGUGGUAGUGAACAGUCUUUUGACAAGUUUCUUCCACACCUCAGCCUGAAUUCUUUGGGAGGAGUAGAUGACCUAGGAGCCUCCUCUUUCAAGCACCUAUCUCACAGCCUUUUGGGCCGACCACUGUCUCGAAGGCUUGCCCCCAUAUCUGCAGGACUACGCAGCGGAGGUAUCUUAAUCACUGGAGCAAAGGGAAGUGGCAAGUCAACUCUAGCAAAGGCUAUCUGCAAAGAAGCAUACAAUAAACUCGAUGCCCAUGUGGAAGUAGUUGAUUGCAAACCUUUAAGAGGGAAAAGGUUAGAAAACAUAUGCAAAAAACUGGAAGAAGUUUUUCGAGAGGCAAGGUGGAGACAACCAUCUGUUGUACUAUUGGAUGACCUUGAUCACAUAGCUGGAGUUCCUCUUGCUCCAGAACACGAGAACAGUCCUGAGGCUGUUCAGAGUAAUCGCCUUGCCCAUGUCUUGAAAGAUAUGAUAAAAGAAACUAUUUCCACAUACAGUUCGAUUGCACUUAUCACCACAAGCCUGUCUGAACAAUCACUAAAUUCUUUCAUUAUUUCUGCACAAGGAUUUCACAUAUUUCAAUGUUUCCAGCAUAUCCCCUCUCCAAAUCAGGGACAAAGAUACGAAAUACUUCGGUCCAUAGUAAAAAAUAAGCUUGACUCAAAUUUAGACCGGUUCUGUGAUCUUAAUCUCCAUCAAAUUGCAAAGGAAACAGAAGGAUUUGUAGCUAGGGAUUUGACAAUGUUAGUUGAUCGUGCCAUACACUCAAGUGUUUCUACCCAGGAAAGGUGUGAAAAAGAAGAUUUGGUUCUAUCAACAAUAGACUUCCAAAAAGCUUUACAGGGGUUCACACCAACAUCUUUGAGAAAUGUUAACCUCCAUAAACCUCAGGAUUUUGGCUGGGAUCGGAUUGGUGGGCUGAAGGAGAUACAACAAGUACUUACAGAUACUAUCCAGCUGCCUGCAAAGUAUCCAGAAUUAUUUGCAAACCUGCCCAUACGACAGAGAACUGGAAUCUUACUAUAUGGAGCUCCAGGAACAGGAAAAACACUACUUGCGGGUGUAGUUGCUCGAGAGAGUGGAAUGAAUUUUAUCAGCAUCAAGGGACCAGAGCUACUCAGCAAAUAUAUUGGAGCCAGUGAACAAGCAGUUCGAGAUAUAUUUAACAGAGCUCAGGCAGCCAAGCCUUGCAUACUUUUCUUUGAUGAAUUUGAUUCUCUUGCUCCACGGCGAGGUCAUGAUAACACUGGUGUAACUGACCGAGUUGUUAAUCAGCUGUUGACUCAGUUGGAUGGGAUAGAAAGCUUAGAAGGAGUUUAUGUCCUGGCAGCCACUAGUCGUCCUGAUUUGAUUGACCCUGCCCUGCUGAGGCCUGGUCGAUUAGAUAAAUGCUUGUAUUGUCCACCUCCUGAUCAGGCCUCCCGAUUUGAUAUCUUAAAGGCACUGAGUCACUCUCUCCGUCUGGCCCAUGAUGUGGAUUUUGAGCACUUGGCAGCAAAAACUGAGAAUUUCACAGGAGCAGACCUUAAAGCUUUACUGUACAAUGCCCAGCUAGAGGCAGUGCAUGCUAAUUUGGGUUCAUCUUUGCCACAGGACACAGGUUCUAGCUCUGAUAGUGACCUCAGUUUAUCUUCAAUGGUUUUCUUAAACCAAAGCAGUGGGUCAGAUGAUUCUGCAGGAGACGCAGAAGGAGGCUUGGAGCAAUCUUUAAUUUCCCUUGAGAUGUGUGAGCUGCUUCCUGAAGAUCCAAGGUCCAACAUCUACCGACUUUACUUUGGCAGCUCCUAUGAAUCAGAGCUUGGCAAUGGAACUGCUUCAGAACUGAGUUCUCAGUGUUUCUCAGGACCAAAUUCCCUCAGUCAUGAUUUAACCAGCAUCUCCUUGAAGGAUUUAGUAUCUUCUCAACCCCCACUGUUAAGAACAACUUUACAGGAAGGUUAUCAAGAACUGAGUCAAGAACAGAUAGAGCAACUCAGGGCUGAAAUAAACACUAUCAAGGCCAACUACAGGAGCAAAAAUGGAGAAGAAGUCACUCCUAGCUUGUCACUACUAAAUAAGAGACCUGUAAACGUUACUCAGAAUCACCUAAUGGCUGCACUUGCAAACACAAAACCAUCGGUUAGUCAAGAUGACUGGAAAAAAUUCACUGAACUCUACGAAACGUUUCGAAAUCCAAAGAGGAAAGGGGCCAGUGGAGCAACUUUCAAACCAGGACAAAAAGUGACGUUAGCUUAACUACUGUUUAUAUUGUGGUAAUUUUGAUAACUGAGAAAUUUUCAUAGAAAAGAAUUUACCUUGCUAAAUCAGAUGGACAUUUAUACCUCUGGGUAUGUUAAUGCUAAAAUAACAAACAAUAGAUUUCUGUGAUGUUAAUUUUUGUAAAAUUGUUUUAUAUCAUUUUAGUUUUCAGAUAAUGUUUUCCUGAACAACUACAUUAAAAUAUUUGAGACACUAUUAGCCA
Messenger RNA from Anolis sagrei ordinatus, 4142 nucleotides. RefSeq names its product peroxisomal biogenesis factor 1 (gene PEX1). The record is from RefSeq and is a predicted model, not a curated record. Gene Ontology annotation, biological process: protein import into peroxisome matrix. NCBI's taxonomy places the organism in Eukaryota, Metazoa, Chordata, Lepidosauria, Squamata, Anolidae. Gene Ontology annotation, cellular component: peroxisome; peroxisomal membrane; cytosol. Gene Ontology annotation, molecular function: ATP hydrolysis activity; ATP binding.